AUGUCGUCGUCGCGGACAUACCAAUGCCUCUCGUGCAGGCUAAAACAAAGUGUCAAGCAGGGAAGCAACAAUACUCGACGCGCCUUUCACAGCACACCUUCCCAGCAAAAGCGCAUCCGAUCCAAAUAUAAAUCGGUCAAAGCAUCAAAAAUGGGGCUCUCAGAAUCGCGAAACCCAGAGAUCGAUGCUAUGGAGGCUCAUUUUAAACCGUAUACGGCACGAGAGAAGAAGUUGCUAGCCAUGAAGUACACUCCCGAGCAGAUGGCAGCCAUUGAAGCAGGAGAAAAGGCGAUCCCGACUCGCGACCUCGUAAAGUACGGACGAUUCCGAACAGAUCCUAUGCGCAUCGACUACAUUGACGAUUUCGCUACUGUGCGACCUCUUGUUGAUACCCAAUCCCGCUACAUCAAAGACGAUGAGAGCGCAGAACUGCGAGAAGGCAAGCAGUUAGCAGGACGUGCAAAAGGGCAAGAGAAAGGCGCAGGUGAUCGGCAGAAACCAGACAAGAAGGACGAACAGCCAGUCGAUCCGCACCUGCUUCGACUAAUGCAGCAGACCGGGAUGACCAAGGAGGAAAUUCGGAGAAUACGAGUGAAGAACCUGGUCAGUCAUCGUGUUGUGAAUCAGACACGCAUGGGCAAAAUUCAGAGCUUGUACUUCUUAACGAUAGCAGGGAAUAUGGAUGGGAUGCUGGGGAUUGGUGAGGGCAAAGCGGCAGAAGAUGAAGAUGGACGGAGACAAGCUAUGUAUAGUGCGAUUCGAAACAUGAAGCCUAUCCCACGGUAUGAGGAACGGACGAUAUACGGGGAGGUGGAAGGCAAAGUUGGAGCGUCGAUCGUCAAGCUGAGCGCUCGGCCACCUGGCUUCGGCAAUCGCUGUCAAUCUCUCAUCUACGAGCUUGCACGUGCUGCGGGCAUAUCGGAUCUUGCUGCCCGAACUCCACGCUCUCGCAACAAGAUGAACGUGGUCAAGGCAGCUUUCCAAGCUCUUACGAGCCAACGUCUACCAGAAGACGUUGCACGUGCACGAGGCAGGAAAUUGGUAGAUGUACGCGGUGUAUAUUACGGAGGACUUGUGCAUUGA
Molecule: messenger RNA, 1083 nt
Organism: Pseudocercospora fijiensis CIRAD86
Lineage: Eukaryota; Fungi; Ascomycota; Dothideomycetes; Mycosphaerellales; Mycosphaerellaceae
Exons: 2
Coding region: 1-1083 (360 amino acids)
Biological process (GO): translation
Cellular component (GO): ribosome
Molecular function (GO): RNA binding; structural constituent of ribosome
Source: RefSeq, a predicted model, not a curated record